UGCACCGAGAAGCCGCUCCCCUCUGCCAUAAAGCAGCAACAAGAAGAAGACCGAUUCAACAACAGAGGAUUCGUGUUUCUCACCGAGAACGCCAGAAGGUAUCUGGUUCUUCCAACAGUCCAAAUGAAGCCUCCUCCUCGUGUUCGAACCAAGCGCAAGCGGACCGAUGAGUUUGGACCUGAGGAGGAACCCGAGCAAUGCAAACGGGCCAAGAAGUGGAGUCAAGGGGAGCUGAGGAGACUUCUGCACGCUCUGAGAAAACUCUCCAGGGGCAGAAACACCAACAGCCCAGAAGGAAACAUCGACUACGUUGUUCUGCAACAAAGCUUUAGUAAUCGGUCCAUUUCACAGAUCUCCACAAAGGUGGAGUCUCUGAAGAACAAAGUCAUCUCCUGUGCCAGCCUCCAGCUGCAGAAGAGUAGGCAGGAGGAGAAGACCAGGAAGCCCAUCGAUCAGUGGACCAACAUGGCCUCUGCUCUGACUGGAACUCUUCAAGUGAACAUCGCUGAUGCUUUUGCUCAGAUGCUGAACAUAUCGUCCACAGAACCGUGCACUCUGAGGAACUGUGACUCAUCCCAGGUCCACCGACCACCCACGGAUAAAAGCCAGAUUGGUCCAACUGUCCCUCGUGGACAGAUCCGAGGUGAAGCUCCUGACCCUGUCCCUUUUCACUUGCAUUUGAAAACCCCUGCUCCGACCUUGGGUCCUGCCAGAAGACUUCCUACGCCAUCUCCAAUCAUCAGAGUGCCGAAUAAAAACUGUUCAUCCCAGAAACAAGCAGCAGCCUCCACCCAGUUACCCACCGCACCCCAGCAGCCACAUGGAUCUACAGGACCUGUUAAACCAGGUGGUAACGCUGCAGAAGCAGCGGAGGCUCCGAGAAAUGAGCCACUGGUCUCCAGUUCCACUUCAGCAUCGGCCUCCUGCAGUUCUCUGAUGCCUCCCUUUCCCGCUGCUACCAGUCUCACAGAUCCCAGUCGUGUCCCGCCCACUGCUUCCACCCAUCCCUCUGCUCCUCUCUCCAGCACCACAGCUGCUCUGCAUACUGGGCUUGAACAAACCAGUAAACACCCUACAACCGACCAGCCCAGUGCAAAUGAAGGCACAUGUGCAGUGGACUUUGAGAGGAUCUACAGCUUCCUGAGUGCUAACCAGAACCCCAGUGAGAGCAUUCCUCUCACACCGAUGGAAAGUGCAAUAGUUCUGGACCUGCUGAUGGCUCUUCCAGAAGAACUUCCUUUGUUGAACUGUGGAAAACUUCAGAAGCACCUGUGUCAGGUGUAUCGGUAUAUGUCGACUGCUGCUGACGCCAAGCUGCUAAGCCAGCUGCAGGGACAGGACCAUGUCCAGAAGGAGGCCCACAGGGCUCAGGACUUCUGUCCGUCAGACCCAACCGGGACCACAGACAAAAGAAAGUUGAAUGAAGCAGAUGGGCCAUCAUCAGGGAAGACCACUACAGAUCAAUCACAGGCCGUUCUAAUGGAGUCCUGUCCCCCCCUAAACCCAUUUAUGGUACCAGUGAAACUGUUGAAGAGGAAGCAGCGUCCAGAAUUAAGCAGGAUAUGGACAAUGCGGAAGGUGAAGAGGCGAGGAGCGCAUCUGAGGGUGGUGAUUCCGAGGAUGGAGCGGAGAUCAUGAGGACUCCAGAGCGGGGUAAGGUCGCCAAGUCUCCCCCAGUGACUCUUCCUCGUUACGAUCCAGAGUCUCCGGAACCGCGGCCUGGUUCGGGACCGGUGUCACCUGAUCACGCCCGGCUACAGGUGCGACUCGCAUGCCUGAAAUAUGAGGCCGAGGACAAACAGCGAAGGCGGGAGUUUGAGCUUCGCAAACUGGAACUCGAACUGGAAGCUGACAC
Messenger RNA from Nothobranchius furzeri (turquoise killifish), 1855 nucleotides. Lineage: Eukaryota; Metazoa; Chordata; Actinopteri; Cyprinodontiformes; Nothobranchiidae. The record is from RefSeq and is a predicted model, not a curated record.